AUGCAGUUUUUAAAGUUUAAAACAGACUUUACUGCAUCAAAGCAAAAUGAGUUGCUGGAUGUAUCAGUGUUUCUAUCAGCUCAAGAAGCAAAUAACAUAAUCGCUAGAUCAAAGCGUGCCAGUUUCAUGCUUCUUGAGGAAAUCCUCAAAGGUAAUCUGGAAAGAGAAUGCCUUGAAGAAAUAUGUUCAUAUGAAGAAGCAAGAGAAGUGUUUGAAGACACGGAAAAAACAGUCAAAUUUUGGAAUGAUUAUUUUGGUGGUCAACAGUGCUCUUCAAAUCCCUGCUUGCAUAACGGUGUGUGCAAGGACAACAUUCGGAGUUACUCAUGUGCUUGUGGCGACGGCUAUGAAGGCAGCAACUGUGCCUUUGCCAAAAAUGAGUGUCGCCAUGAAAUGAACGAGGGUUGCCGUCACUUUUGCUAUCCAGAAGUGAAGUCCUAUCGCUGCUCGUGUGCACAAGGCUACAGACUUGUGGAAGGCAAAUACUGUGUUCCACUAGAUAAGUGUGCAUGUGGCAGAUUUAAAGAAAACGUGCAAGUGAAGCUGACUGCAGCUGAGAACAUCAGCAGAGGAUUCCCUUGGCAGGUCCUGUUCUUAAGCUCUGAGGGAGAAGGAUUGUGCGGAGGAGUUCUACUGAAAACGAACUUCGUUCUGACUACAGCUGACUGCGCAGUGCUAUCUCCCAUUAGUGCUGUGAUUGGAAACGACAGACGGCAAGAAGCCAGACAAUUAACGUAUGUGAAACAGGUAAACAUCCACCCCCGCUAUGAGAACAACACUGGCAAGAACAACCUGGCAUUGCUACAACUUGAAACUCAUAGUACCUGCAACAGCUCCCAGUUACCUAUAUGUCUUCCAGAGAAAGACUUUGCAGAGCACGUAUUGAUUUCUGAACAGGUGGCCACUCUCAGUGGGUGGAAAAUGGAGGGAGACUAUGUGACUGAUUCACUAGCUGAACUUCCAGUUCUGUUUCUCCAUGAAAAUGAAUGUACAGGGACACACAACAGAAGUCUGAUAACCAGGGAAUUCUGUGGAUACAGUCCUGUGACGACAAGAGGACAACUGGCUGGAGGGAGUUUCAGUGCUGUUAACUACAAAGGCACUUGGUUUCUGACGGGCAUUUUAGAGUCACAGGCAACAGAAGCAAGUAAAUGGGAAACAUUUGUAUUCACCAAGAUUUCAAGAUAUAUGAUGUGGUUCAAACAGAUAAUGGAGUAAUCAAAUGCAGCAGGAAAGGAGUACAUAGAUGGGCAAGAUUCAGUAUUUAUACAGCUUGCUGCUGAAAAUGUGUAUGCUUAUCAAUUAAAAUAUGGGAUGUUUGGUCUUUGUCUCUGUUCUCGGUUAACAGAACUCAUCAUUGGCUUUUCUGCAUGAAGUGGGCUUUUAUAUACACAGACCCUUUUCACAAAUGCUGUUCUAAACCAGAUGUUAUUCGUUGUUGGCCCAAUUUUGA
This is a messenger RNA of Gekko japonicus, 1453 nucleotides long. It is a transcript of the gene PROZ, whose product is annotated as protein Z, vitamin K-dependent plasma glycoprotein. The transcript is spliced from 8 exons. The coding region runs from base 1 to 1218 and encodes 405 amino acids. Gene Ontology annotation, molecular function: serine-type endopeptidase activity; calcium ion binding. NCBI's taxonomy places the organism in Eukaryota, Metazoa, Chordata, Lepidosauria, Squamata, Gekkonidae. Gene Ontology annotation, cellular component: extracellular region. Gene Ontology annotation, biological process: proteolysis; blood coagulation. The record is from RefSeq and is a predicted model, not a curated record.